Molecule: messenger RNA, 921 nt
Organism: Schistosoma rodhaini
Lineage: Eukaryota; Metazoa; Platyhelminthes; Trematoda; Strigeidida; Schistosomatidae
Source: the annotation of a GenBank genome assembly
AAGUGCCUUAGGGUCUCAAGGUCAUGGCGCCAAUUUCAGUACCUAAUGCUCAAAGGGUUUUAGAGAAGACGUGACAAUUAAGCGGCUACAACUAAGAAGUUUCUUUAUUUGUAAAUGAGUAAGUCACCUGACGUAAACGAGGAACUGAGUAAAUUCUUUACGAAACUGUACAAAGCGGAUGAGAAUGCAGUUCUAACUGGUAAAGAUUACAAACUCAAUUUACAAGAACAAUUAGAUACGCUCGAUUCGUUUGUAGACUUAUCACCUGAUCCAUUGUUUGAAUUUGUUGAUGAAGAUAUAUUCAAGAACAGACCUACAUUCGCAAAGUUCAUUGCAUUACUGGAUAAUUACAAUCCUCAAGUUGGUGUCACUGAAAUUGUCACAGUGGAACAAAAUAGAGAGGAAGAUGACUUUAUCAAUGAAUUAUUAAAAACGAAAGUCAUGAAAAUGACUUAUGAUUUCCUAGUUAAAAAACAAAAGAUAUCAGGAAAAAUGGGUGAUUUCGGGAGAUUCUUGAAGGAUUUAUGGUUCAAGAGAUAUAAACGUAGAAGAACUGGAGAUUCAUCAGCUUUUGAGCAUAUAUUCGUUGGUGAACAUAAGAAAUUCAUAAUGCUUGGAUUACACAAUUGGAUACAAUUUUAUCUGAAAGAAAAGAAGAAUGACAUAAAUUAUUAUGGAUGGAAGAAGAGUUCUUGUCAUGAACAAUUAAUCAGUAUAGAAUAUAUUGAUGAAAAUAAAUAUAACAAACCAUUAGGCUCAGUAUUUAUUGGAUCAUCACCGGAAUUCGACAUUGCUAUUUAUACAGUCACCUUUUUAUUAAGUGAACGAUUUUCAACGAAAGUACAAAUUGCUGGAUGUAAAUUAAAGAUAAUUUGUGCAAGAUUAUCACCUACUGAAUUAAGUACAUGUUAUAUGACAUAA